AUGCAGGCUCAGAUAGGACAGUUUCUCGACGGCUCGGCUAAGUUGCUCAAGAUACUCCGCAGCUGGAAUCUUCACCAAACUGACGGCGAGCUGUGCGCCGUCAUCGACGGACUCUGGGCCUUUGUCGCAAUCGAGGGGUGGAGGGCCGUCGUGGAACUGAUCCCAGACAGCCUCAUGAACCCAACAUCGCGCCAUAGCCUGACGACGAUGCUGAGAAAGGGUGCAAGGUACAGAAACGCCGCGCGGGCCCUGUAUCGCGCCGCCAAGAAGCACCCCGUCGCGCGGCGCAUGGAAGCCGUCGCCGUCCACCUCCCCUCGUCUGCUUUCCAGAGGCCACCUCCUCCGUCCUCUCCGACAUCCCUCGACGGAACGACCAGCAGAAUCUUCGCAGGCCAGAAGAAGCAGCACGACAUCGUCGGCAGGAUGUGCCGGGCGCUGAAAACCGACCCGGCCGCAGCCCGCGCCGCCUUUGCUGCCCAGGCGCGCAACACGCUUGCCGACGGCAAGUUCCACGCCGAGGUCCAGCUUCUCAGCGCCAUCCUCGAGAGCGGCCCUUGCGCGACGCCCCGCGUCGUGUGCGCGAGCAAGGACGCCUGCUAUCUCUGCCACUGCCUGCUCCGGGCGCACGCCCAGCUGCACACGCCCCGGUGCCACGGCCGGCUCUACCCGGGGUGGCGGCUGCCGGCGACGCCCGCGUUUCGCCCGCUGCAGGCGGCGCUCAGCAAGACCCUGGAGCAAAAGAUACGGGACGGCGCGGGGGCGUUGCUGAGUGCCGACGGCGGGCGGCGGCGAGCGCGACGCGUCCACCCGUAUCCGUGCGAGAGCACGUGCUCGACGGCGGUGCUCUCGGACACCACGAUCGCGGUGGCCGAGCCGCUGCCUGUGGACGCUGGGGUGCCGCCGUCGGAGAACAGGUCAGAUGCUACGAUCGCGGAGAAGUCUCCAACGCCUCUGGAACCAAGCCCCUUGUCAAGCACGAUGCGGGACGGCAACGACCAGGCCGUGGGGAGCAGGGCUUCGUCGUUGCGCUCGCGGAGCUGGUCUAUCGGCGAGAGCUACGCACUCGCACAGGGCCAAGUCGUCGCCGCCAGCCUGCCGGCUGCGACAUCUGUCAUGUAUACCGCGGAUGCUCUACGGGUACAGCUAGAGUACACGGCGCGGCGGCAUCCAGGUUCGGGUGUGGAUGCGAGUCGUAGACUAGAAUAUCGGAUCCAGCAGCUCACGUCGCGAGAGGCUGAGAUACUACGCGAAGGAAGUUACACUUCCAUCGUUGAUGCAACUUCGCUCGCAACGACCGAGGACCGCACGUACAAGCUUCACGAGCUGGCCGACCUGUAUCUAGGGGCGGGCGACUGCAUCUUCCGACUUACACUACAGCCCGCGCGGCAGCCUUGA
This is a messenger RNA of Cordyceps fumosorosea ARSEF 2679, 1395 nucleotides long. RefSeq lists its product as hypothetical. Bases 1 to 1395 code for a protein of 464 amino acids. The record is from RefSeq and is a predicted model, not a curated record. The transcript has a single exon. NCBI's taxonomy places the organism in Eukaryota, Fungi, Ascomycota, Sordariomycetes, Hypocreales, Cordycipitaceae.